Molecule: messenger RNA, 1221 nt
Organism: Cucurbitaria berberidis CBS 394.84
Lineage: Eukaryota; Fungi; Ascomycota; Dothideomycetes; Pleosporales; Cucurbitariaceae
Product: alpha/beta-hydrolase
Exons: 2
Coding region: 39-992 (317 amino acids)
Molecular function (GO): hydrolase activity
Source: RefSeq, a predicted model, not a curated record
CGUAGAUUCUCACAUUCUCGUCUAAUUGUUCUGUUACGAUGUCGUCGGUCUCUGCGCACAAGAAAACCGCGGUUUACAAAGAAACCGGUCGGCUUCAGCUGAAGUUAGAUGUCACAGCACCAUCCUCCUCUGCCGGGCCAUCAACUGCCGUGAUUCAUCUCCACGGAGGAUUUUUGGUCGCUGGAGACCGUACCACAUUUGAGCCCGAAUGGCUUAUCAAAGCCUGCGCUGCUCGUGGCUGGACAUAUGUCACGCCUGACUAUCGACUCCUUCCAGAAGCUACUGGUCUCGAUGCUCUGAGUGAUGUUCUCGCGGCAUAUGCUUGGGUGGUUGAGAAUGUUAGCACCAAGGUGAUCCUAGCGGGAUCGAGUGCCGGUGGUUAUUUGGCAGUGACCGCAGCUGCGGUGUUAUCUUCGAAACCAAAUCCACCUCUUGCGGUACUGUCAAUCUACGGCAUCUCAGACUUUACGUCCAAACGUUUCAUCACCAAGGGAACGCCAUUGAUGGGAGAGCCUUCUGACAAUACAGCUAUCAUUGAGAAGCUCUCAGAGGCUGCCAAGUCGGGAGAAGUGCUGACCGGGAGUCCGUUUGUCUUCGACCCUAGCGAUACGAGGAUGGGGUAUAUUGCCACCUUGUUGCAAGACGCCCUCUUCCCAGAUUACUUAACAAGGUCCAAGGGCCUCGCUGCGGAAAUCGAAUCGAAAGGCAUCCAAGCUAUACCAGAGGAUCAGAAGGUGCUCUUCCCGGUCGCUGUGGGACUACCCAAGACGUAUCCUCCAACAGUGUUACUACAUGGCAUCGAUGACCACUUCGUUGCUUAUGAGCAGAGCCAACAUCUGAAACAAGUCCUGGAAAAGAACGGAGUUACUGUGCACUUGGAAGGCGUGGAGUCUGCAGACCAUGGAUUUGACGUCCACCCAGACUUGAAACCUGCUGUUCUUGCUAGCUUACAGACGGUUCUGGCGAAGCUCGACUCGAUAGCGAAAGUAUAAUCAAUUCCUAUCGUAUUUGGCAUCAAGUCUUGGUUUGUGUUCUCUGUUCCAUUCAUAGCAUAAAUUCAGCAAGGAUAGGUCACUAUAUUGCUUAGCCUCAUGUCAAAGAUGCAUCCGGAAGCGAUAUGUUUAUCAUCAGCUUAGCAGUAGAACGCGCGGGCCAAAGAAGUGGUUAGAUCCUAGGAAGAAUCGCACUGCUAGUGUAGGGUUGAAAUAUAACUCCUAAAAU